AUGAUGCUGAAUUCGGACCAGAUGGAGAUAGACCUCCAGCCAACGCAUUCGGAGACGGAGUCGGUCUUUAGCGACUGUGGGGGCAGCCGAGGGGGCGGAGUGGAAGACGCCAGUGGUGGCCUUGGCCUCUGCAGCCAGUCCAGAGUGGCAGAGUCUGGAGACACCAUGAAAAAAGAUCUUCAGCACCUGAGCCGAGAGGAGCGGCGGCGGCGGCGGCGUGCCACGGCUAAGUACCGGACUGCCCACGCCACGCGAGAGCGGAUCCGGGUGGAGGCCUUCAACAUGGCCUUUGCAGAGCUGCGCAAACUCCUGCCCACACUGCCCCCAGAUAAGAAGCUCUCCAAAAUUGAGAUCCUACGGCUUGCAAUCUGCUACAUUUCGUACCUGAACCACGUGCUGGACGUCUGA
Molecule: messenger RNA, 408 nt
Organism: Rhineura floridana
Lineage: Eukaryota; Metazoa; Chordata; Lepidosauria; Squamata; Rhineuridae
Gene: NHLH1
Product: nescient helix-loop-helix 1
Exons: 1
Coding region: 1-408 (135 amino acids)
Biological process (GO): regulation of transcription by RNA polymerase II
Molecular function (GO): protein dimerization activity; RNA polymerase II cis-regulatory region sequence-specific DNA binding; DNA-binding transcription factor activity, RNA polymerase II-specific
Source: RefSeq, a predicted model, not a curated record